AGAUGUCUGCGGAGACGUCGUAUCGCCAGGUGUGACGAGCCUACGCAGGUGUCGAGCUCCCGUCGCGGCUCUCUGCUCCGGUGCUCCGCGAAGGACGCGGACGUGGUGCGCUCGUAAGUCGUAAGAAAUUCAUUCGCGGGGAUGUGAGGAUCCGUGCGACGUGCGAUCGUUCCGGUAGCGAGCAUGGCUCCAAAAAAGCCCGAGGAACCCGAGCGGAAGCCGCUCAUCGGUCGCGUUGGUACUAAUUUAAAAAUGGGCAUAGUCGGGAUACCAAACGUAGGGAAGUCGACUUUCUUCAACGUCAUCACCAAGAGCCAGGCAGCGGCCGAGAAUUUCCCCUUCUGCACCAUCGAUCCCAAUGAAAGUCGCGUCCCGGUGCCCGACACGAGAUUCGACUACCUCUGCGAAUACUUUAAACCGGCUAGUAAAGUUCCGGCCUUCCUGCACGUAAUGGACAUCGCUGGACUGGUGAAGGGCGCCUCCGAGGGACAAGGCUUAGGAAACAGCUUUCUCUCGCACAUCGGAGCUUGCGACGGCAUCUUUCAUCUUUGUCGUGCCUUCGAGGACGACGAUGUCACCCACGUGGAGGGCGACGUUAAUCCCGUAAGGGACCUCGAUAUUAUCAGCGAGGAGUUACGGCUGAAGGACGUGGAGUUCUUGAACGUGCACCUCGAGAAGCUCGAGAAACUUGUGAUACGCGGUAACGACAAGAAGCUGAAGCCUGAAUACGAUACGCUUUUGAAGGUAAAGGGCGUCCUGACGGACGAGAAGAAACACAUCAGGUUCGCCGAUUGGAGUGCCAAUGAUAUCGAAGUAUUGAACAAAUAUCUGUUCCUUACGUCAAAACCGAUCAUCUACUUGGUGAACCUGUCGGAAAAGGAUUAUAUACGCAAGAAGAACAAAUGGUUAAUCAAGAUAAAAGAAUGGGUCGACAAGAACGAUCCGGGCGCGGUGUUAAUCCCUUUCAGCGGCGUCUUCGAAAACAAGAUUUUCGAUAUGGACGAGGCGGAGCGCGCAAAAUACUUCGAGGAACACAAAGUCACCAGUGCACUUGACAAAAUCAUCGUUCAAGGGUACAAGGCGCUACAGCUGCAAUAUUUCUUCACGUCCGGUCACGACGAAGUCAAGGCAUGGACAAUUCAGAAAGGCACGAAAGCGCCUCAAGCUGCUGGGAAAAUACACACGGACUUUGAAAAAGGCUUCAUCAUGGCGGAAGUGAUGAAAUUCGAGGAUUUCAAGAACGAGGGCUCGGAAGGAGCAGUAAAAGCCGCCGGAAAGUACAGGCAGCAGGGACGUAAUUACGUGGUCGAGGAUGGCGAUAUUAUUUUCUUCAAGUUCAACGCAGGCGCCGGGUUAAAGGACGCGAAGAAGAAGUGAUGGCACGCGUUUCUCAUGUUGUUGCUCGUCCAUCUGUACAUCAACAUGAUCCUACUAUCCUGUUGCAUGCAUCACCCACACGUCGAUCAGUCCAACUCGCUUCCCGAUCCUCCCUGACUUUUUCAUUCACGAUCAAGCAAGUAUACAUGCUAAUGUGAUUACGAUAAUGAUAAUUAUUUUUAUAUUUUCAUUCCGCCGAAUCGUUAAAAAUUAAUAAUCGUGCUCAUGAUGCGUUUGCAAGGCGUUCGAUUCGAAUAAAAUUCAAUAUUCUUCUCAAUAUUCGAAAUAAUGCAUAGAGAACAAUGAACUCGAGAUAAUCCGCAUGUUAUUUCUUUUAUAAAGGACAACGUUGUCCGCGCAAAGGAGAUAGCAUAUUCACGUUUAUUUUCGUGUACAUAAUUAGCUGAUUAUGUAGAGAUCGUAUUCUGUACUUUUCAUCUUUUGACGUGAAAAUGUGCGGACAGGAAGAAAAAAGAAAGAGAAUGAAAAGAAAGGGGACGAGACGUGUAUGUAAAGCAUUUCUCUUUGUACUCUUCUGUAUUUAUUCUACUAAAUAUUAAAUUACAUUGACGUGAAA
Wasmannia auropunctata (little fire ant) is the source of this 1954-nucleotide messenger RNA. Its product is annotated as obg-like ATPase 1. The record is from RefSeq and is a predicted model, not a curated record. Gene Ontology annotation, molecular function: ATP binding; ATP hydrolysis activity; GTP binding. The transcript has 11 exons. NCBI's taxonomy places the organism in Eukaryota, Metazoa, Arthropoda, Insecta, Hymenoptera, Formicidae. The coding region runs from base 184 to 1377 and encodes 397 amino acids. Gene Ontology annotation, cellular component: cytoplasm.